CGCUGCUGCUUGCCCCUUUCUGGCAGGUCGCUACUCUUACUCAAGAGCCUGAGGGGGGGUCUGCGGUGAAGCUGGGAAGGCGGCAACCGGAGUGAAGGAGCCGGGUGCCCCGCGACGCCAUGAAACUCCGAGUCCGGCUGCAGAAGCGGACGGCUCGGCUCGAGUUGCCGGAGCCGGAGCCCACCUUGGAAGAUCUGCGCGCACGCCUUUGCCAGACCCUGUUGCCCGCCUGGGGUUACAGUUCUAAUACUGAAUUUGCAAUAACUUUGAACAACAAAGACUCCCUCUCUGGAAACCAGGAACCUCUAGCAUCUUUUGGAAUUGUUUCAGGAGACUUGAUAUGCUUGAGGCUCGAAGAUGCUAAUGCAACAUCCACUUUACCUUCACCCUCUUCCUCCACUUCAACAAUAUGUCUCAACCAAUGCAACACCACAGAAGAUGAAAGACACAAUGGGCAUGUAGAAGACUGUCAGAUCCAACAUGACGAGAAAAUGCAAAUGGCUGGCCGUGCGGCAGGAUCCCGCCCAGAGUUUGAUUCAGAGAUGGUCUCGGAUGUUCCUGAUCUCCAAGAAUCUGGGGGUUCUUAUCCUUUGGAGCCGAUGUUGUGUUCAGAAGCGACAGAUGGGCAAGUGCCACACUCUCUCGAGACUCUCUACCAUUCUGCAGAGUGUGGCAAUGCCAAUGAUGCUUUGAUUGUUCUGAUUAAUCUGCUCAUGAUGGAGACAGGCUAUGUACCUCAAGGGACAGAAGCAAAAUCAGUGUCCAUGCCUGAGAAGUGGAGAAAUGGCGGAGUUUAUAAGCUACAGUAUACUCACCCUCUCUGUGAGAAUGGCUCUGCUGCCCUGACUUGCGUGCCUCUGGGGGAUUUUAUUGUCGUCAACGCAAUGUUAAAGAUCAGCAAUGACAUCAAAAGUGUGAAGAGACUGCAGCUUCUGCCAACAUCUUUUGUUUGUUUUCAAGACUCAGCAAAUGUCACUGGAGUGUAUAAAGAUCUUCAGAAAUUAUCUCGUCUGUUUAAAGAUCAGCUGGUGUAUCCUCUUCUGGCUGCUGCCCGUCAAGCUUUGAACUUGCCAGAUGUGUUUGGUCUGGUGGUCCUCCCACUGGAACUGAAACUCCGGAUUUUAAGACUCCUGGACGUCCGCUCGCUCCUCUCUGUGUCUGCCGUUUGCCGUGACCUCUACACAGCCUCAAACGACCAGCUAUUGUGGAGAUUUGUAUACCUACGAGAUUUCAGAGAUCCUGUUUCCAGGCUCCGAGACACAGACUGGAAGGAAUUGUACAAGAAGAAACUGAAGCAGAAGAAGGAGGCCCUGAGGUGGAGGCACAUGAUGUUUCUGCCCCCUCCCCCCCAUCCCAUCCCAUUUCAUCCCAACCCGCUUUAUCCUGGUGCUUUUACUCCUAAUCCUCUUUAUCCCCCAAUGAUAAUUGGAGGGGAAUAUGAUGAAGUGCCAAGCUUUCCCUAUAUGGGUGACCCAAUCAACUCACUCAUUCCUGGCCCAGAGGACAUGCCGAGUCUAUUCCCUCCACUACAGCCACAUUUUGAUCCAGCUGGGUUCAUUCCAGGCCCAAGUUUUCCACUUCCUGGGAGAGCCAGUAACAGUGACAGAUUCUCCUCUAGGCCUAGCCGGGGCCGCCCAGUUGAUCUUCGCCGUCCAUUCAUAUGACGACUCUCUUAAACUUUCUAUCUCUGCGCUUGCUUUUUGAACUAUAGGAUAUUCCUCUCUGGGGGCUUUUGGUGUCUCUCUUCUAGUUAUGGUGAUGCAUAGGUACUGUGACAUCUUGACUCCAAGAGCUGGGUCCAGUAACAAGAGAUCAUUCUAGAAAGAAUUCCACAGAGACACUUUGUUCUUUCUUUUUGUUACCAUCUGUGAAUUGCUUCUUAGAGAACAAAACCUGGUUGGCCUUUGCUGCAUCACAUAAAGAGCAGUUUAAAAACAAA
Sphaerodactylus townsendi is the source of this 1939-nucleotide messenger RNA. It is a transcript of the gene FBXO7, whose product is annotated as F-box protein 7. The transcript has 9 exons. Lineage: Eukaryota; Metazoa; Chordata; Lepidosauria; Squamata; Sphaerodactylidae. The record is from RefSeq and is a predicted model, not a curated record. Gene Ontology annotation, biological process: positive regulation of autophagy of mitochondrion; autophagy of mitochondrion. Gene Ontology annotation, molecular function: protein kinase binding. Bases 120 to 1664 code for a protein of 514 amino acids.